This is a messenger RNA of Oryzias melastigma (Indian medaka), 3483 nucleotides long. RefSeq names its product espin-like protein. Gene Ontology annotation, cellular component: cytoplasm. Gene Ontology annotation, biological process: actin filament bundle assembly. The record is from RefSeq and is a predicted model, not a curated record. NCBI's taxonomy places the organism in Eukaryota, Metazoa, Chordata, Actinopteri, Beloniformes, Adrianichthyidae. Gene Ontology annotation, molecular function: actin filament binding.
UCGCUGCCCCCCCCCAUGUGUGUGCCGGCCAGCUGGCUGCUGCUCAGGUAUCACUUUCCUGGCUGGGGAGGAGGCAAGAGGAGCAUGAAGGGCUUUUUCCCCCAGAGCUGUAGGGUGGUGCUGCCUCACUGGCAUGCAGGAGGGAUCCAGGACGCUCCAUCUAUGAACGCCCUCUGGUGAAGCCAGGGAUGGUGCUCCAUCAGGCCAUCCAGGCAGCUCGAGAUGGAGACCUGGAAGCUCUGAGAGACCUGGCGUCUUCUGCUCACCUGUCCCCCCCCAUCAGUGACUCUCAGGGAGCAGGCCCCGUGCACCAUGCAGCCAGGUGUGGACGCCUGCACUGCCUGCAGUUCCUCGUCAGCGACCUGGGUCUGCCGGCUGAUCCUAGAGCCUCAAACGGGGCCACGCCAGCGCACGAUGCAGCAGCUACUGGAAACAUCCGGGAGCUGCAAUGGCUCGUGGACCGAGGGGGCUGCAACACUCAGGACCAGGAUGCAGCCGGCGCCACGCCCCUUCACCUGGCAGCUCGGUUCGGCCGUGUGGAGGUGAUCCAGUGGUUGCUCUCAGUCGGAGAAGGAGCCGCUGUAGAGACUCACUGCGGAGCUGUGCCUGCUCAUUAUGCUGCUGCCAACGGGGAUCUGACCGGCUUAAAACUGCUCCUCCAAGGGGCACCAAGGUGCGUGGACCAUCAGACCGGGAUCGGCGCCACCCCUCUGUACCUGGCCUGUCAGGAAGGCCAUCUUCAUGUCGUGGAGUUUCUUGUGAAAGCCUUUGGUGCUGAUGUCCACCUGAGAGCCCACGACGGGAUGACCUGCCUGCACGCCGCUGCUCACAUGGGUCACCAGGCUGUGGUGGAGUGGCUGGCGACCUGCACCGAUGUCGGCUUGUCUUGCCAGGACGGACAAGGAGCAACUGCACUGCACUUUGCUGCCAGCAGGGGGCAUUGUUGGAUUUUGGACAAGCUGCUGUGCAUGGGUUCGAAGGUCAUGGAGGAUUACUGGGGAGGCACCCCCCUUCAUGAUGCUGCAGAGAAUGGGGAGCUGGAGUGCUGUAAAGUCCUGCUGGUCAACGGAGCAAACCCUGCAGACAAAGACAUCGAUGGCUUCACCGCAGCAGACCUGGCAGAGUACAACGGACACUCCGAAUGUGCCAGAUAUCUCCGUGCCUUUGAGGAAAACACCUGCUCAGAGAGACACAUCGAGAGAGCCGCUCCAGAGGAAGUGGAGGCGAGGCCUGCUGUGCCACACAGAGAGGAAGACUACUACUGCAGCCUGAGUAAGGCCAGCAGGGACACGCUCAUGGACAGUUUGAAGAAACCUGAGUGUGAGGAGUCUCCACAGGCAAAGUACCCCCAGCUUUCUCCAUCUUCAUCCCCCCCUGCUCAGCUCGGGAGGCGAACAGUCCAAAGAAUCGAGGAAGUCCAAGCAGCAGCAUCUGUUAUCAAAGGUCUUCAUCAGUACAAGGCCACCAGGGGCAGACAGAGCGCAUGUGCUGACGAGGCCCAGUUCCCAAACACAAACGUCCUGGCUGAAAAGAAGCUGCUCGGUGACAUGAAGUCCAUUAAGUCUCUGAAAGACUCUGGGAUGUCAGGAGUCUUCACGGGACAAGCUAACAAGAUGGUGGUUCUACCCACGGAGGAGGCCAACCUGUCAGACAUCGACUAUCUGGUGCCCACGCACGAUGAGAGGGGCCUUCCCAUUGCUGAGUGGAAGAGGCAGGUCAUGGUGAGGCAGCUGCAGGCCAGGCUGCUGGACGAGGAAGAUCAGAGGAGGAAGCAAAUAUGUCAAAGUCAGCUGGAGGUACUCCCAAGCCCACAAUGCCAUCCUGGGUCCGUCCGGUGAGCUGCUGACAGAAGACGACCUCAUCUACCUGGAAGAGCAGAUUGCCAACGUCUCCAUGCAGAGGAACUGUGAAGGCUAUGAGCUGGAGCUGGCUCGGCUGGCCGAGGAGCUGCGGCACAUCCUGCCUGCCCCGAUAGUCAAUAUAACUGUCAACACGCAGUUCAGAAACUUCAAGAGUCAGGUUCCCCUGCCUGUGUGGUGUGGCCGGAUCUCCGGCAUUGUAAAGAGCAUGUCGCUGCUCAUGACCAACCUGACAGACCAGCCCUACUGCAAGAUGCCCAACACCGAACUCAUAACGGUGUUCUCUCAGGCACCUGACAGACAGUUUUCCACCAGAGUGCGCCGGGAGAGCAUUGAGGAGGAAAUUCAUCAGUUUGGAGUGUCUGUGAGGACUCUAAAGUCAAAUUUUGAAUUGCAGAACUCAUCCGUGUUAGAAUAUGCAGAAGAACAUGAAGGCACUGAGUCAGACAAACUUUCCAAAGUGUUCAAGACGGUCUCAGAACCAGACCAGCUCAGUGAUUCGGGCAUCCGUUAUGAUGAAAGCCUUGUAGAUGUUCAGGAGACCAUCAGCCUGCGGAAGGAGCGGAUUGUUGUUCUGUUUUUAGGCCACUGGAAAAAAUCGGCCUACGCAGUGACGCUGAAGAGCAGGGACGCAGAGGAGACAAAGAUGAGCACAGGAAUCCCGGAGAUGGCCGACGACUCUUCCUCUGGCUGCGUGGAUGGCACAGACAGCGCCCAGUCCAAGAUGAUGAACAGCUCCCUCGGGCAUUUCUUUAAGCAGAGAAGUGCUGUCAAUAAGAUGAUGGGAAACUGGAGGAAAAUGAUCUCCAGCGUGCCUUCCAGGCAGAUCCGCAGGCUCCACCGGCAGAAGGUGGUCUUCUCCCCAGAGCAGUUCUUACCUCGUCUGGAAGGUGUGCCCGUUGACUACGACAGCCUGACUCUGGACCUUUUCAUGCUUGGUUACUUCCACAUCCUGGAGUUGGACCUGCCGGUGGAUGAGCGCAAAAUGAGGCACCUGCUGUGUUUUGAAGUUUUUGAUCGAGUGGGUAAGUUUCCCUGGGAGACGGUGAGGGACUUCCAUAAGGCUGUCAUUCAGGACAUCGAGGCAGAGAACCGGGAGUGGAAGGAUGGCUUUGAAGACAUUAAGGCAAAGUUCUUUGAAAACUUGGCCAGUCAAUCUGAAGGCAGUGGAGAAACAGCAAAGCAAAGCCUCCCGGAGGUCCGACAGGUUCCUAAAGUCAUCGUUCAGACGCCCACGCCAGACGAGAACAUGCUCUAUGGUGGAACGGACCUCUCCAGCUUCAGCAACGAUGAAAUUUGUCAGUAUAUUGAUCGGAGUUUUGCUUUCUGGAAAGAGAAAGAGGCAGAAAUUUUUGAUUUUGAAUAGCAACUUUUUUGUGUACUUAGUAGUUGUGGAGAUUCUGGACUUGGUAUCGAUCUUUUAGGUACUUUGUAGAACAUUUUUGAGCUGUGCUCACCUUAGCAGCUGUGCUGUGUUGGCAUCAGAAAGUCGACCAGAUUUGCCACUUGGUUUACUGUUUUUUUCUCAUAUUUUCCAAUUUAAAAUGUUUUUUAUUUUAAUUAAUACAAUUUUGUAUUAUCUAAUUUCAUUUGUUAAAUUAAAUGAGCAUUUCAGAAGUUUGAA